GCGGCCGGGCCGCGCCGCCCGGGCUGCAGGCGGGUCCCGGGAAGCUGGGUCCCCGGACGGCGGGCGGUGCGGCGCGCGCGGGCGGCCCCGGAGGAGGCCUGGAGAUGUCCUGUGUGCGCCGCCUCCUGCUCACAUCCCUGUUCCCGGCCCUCCUGCUUCACGGGCUGGGAGAGGGCUCUGCCCUCCUUCAUCCGGACAGCAGGUCGCACCCCAGGUCCUUGGAGAAAAGUGCCUGGAGGGCUUUCAAGGAAUCCCAGUGUCACCACAUGCUCAAACAUCUCCACAAUGGUGCCAGGAUCACUGUGCAGAUGCCGCCUGCCAUCGAGGGCCACUGGGUGUCCACCGGCUGUGAGGUGCGGUCGGGCCCUGAGUUCAUCACCAGGUCCUACCGGUUCUACCACAACAACACGUUCAAGGCCUACCAGUUCUACUACGGCGGCAACCGCUGCACCAGCCCCAUCUACACGCUGGUGGUCCGCGGCAAGAUCCGCCUGCGCCAGGCCUCCUGGAUCAUCCGCGGCGGCACCGAGGCUGACUACCAGCUGCACCGCGUGCAGGUCGUGUGCCACUCAGAGGCCGUGGCGGAGCGGCUUGGCCAGCUGGUCAACCACACGUGCCCUGGCUUUGUGCCCGCCAGGGGUCCCUGGGUGCAGGACGUGCCCUACGACCUGUGGCGGGAGGAGGGCGGCCGCGAGUGCACCCGGGCCGUGAACUUUGCCAUGCACGAGCUGCAGCUGGUCCGCGUGGAGAAGCAGUACCUGCAGCACAACCUGGACCGCCUGGUGGAGGAGCUCUUCCUGGGUGACAUCCACACUGACGCCUCCCAGAGGAUGUUCUACAGGCCGUCCAGCUACCAGCCCCCGCUGCAGAAUGCGAAGAACCACGACCACGCCUGCAUCGCCUGCCGCAUCAUCCACCGGUCGGAUGAGCACCGGCCGCCCCUGCUGCCCCCCAAGGCGGACCUGACGGUGGGCCUGCACGGCGAGUGGGUGAGCCAGCGGUGCGAGGUGCGGCCCGAGGUCCUCUUCCUCACGCGCCACUUCAUCUUCCACGACAACAACCACACCUGGGAGGGGCACUACUACCACUACUCCGACCCCGUGUGCAAGCAUCCCACCUUCACCAUCUACGCCAAGGGCCGCUACAGCCGCGGCGUGCACUCGGCCAGGGUCAUGGGCGGCACGGAGUUUGUGUUCAAAGUGAACCACAUGAAGGUCACCCCCAUGGACGCAGCCACUGCCUCGCUCCUCAAUGUCUUCAACGGGAACGAGUGCGGGGCCGAGGGCUCCUGGCAGGUGGGUGUCCAGCAGGACGUGACCCACACCAAUGGCUGUGUGGCACUGGGCAUCAAACUACCUCACACGGAAUACGAGAUCUUCAAGAUGGAGCAGGAUGCCCGCGGCCGCUACCUGCUCUUCAAUGGCCAGAGGCCCAGCGACGGCUCCAGCCCGGACAGGCCUGAGAAGAGAGCCACAUCCUACCAGAUGCCCUUGGUCCAGUGCGCCUCCUCGGCGCCCAGGGCUGAGGACUUCUCUGAGGACUCCGGGGGGCAUCAGCACCGGAGCCGGGCACCCGGGAGAGGCCCAUGUCCCCUGCUGCUGGCCGGGCUCGCUGGCCUUUGGACUCUGCAGCCCUGGCACAGUCUUGGAUAGAAGCGCUUACAGAGUUUGAUUUUUCCAAACCAGGAUGCCUUACAAUUUACAGAUUUUCUUUACAAAAAGAAAAGACACUUCUUCCUCGGAUGCACUUGAGCGGCUGAGAACAGUCCUCCUCCCCGCCUGGCCCCCGCCCGCCCGGCCUGAGUCAUGAGCUGUUUGAAGUUUUGGCUUUGAACUCCAUCCAGUCGGAUCCCGGGCCUGGGCGUCCUCACCAUAUAAUUGCACUUUAAGACCGCAGAGAGUUUCAGGCAAGCGUGUUGGCGGAGGGAGCAGAGUGAGAGCUCCAUCUUCUUCUUUUCUUCCUCUUCAUUAUUAUUGCAUUUCGGGGGGGAACUUAGGAGAAACACAUAUCCAGCUUCAGCUUUUCCUGCUGCUUCACUGCGGUUGCUUUCUGCUCCUUUGAGCCUGUUUCACUCUCCGAGUUUUCCAACCUGGAAUGCAGUGCAGAGUUGGUUUGGGACUGCGAUCCAGACACGUUUGAUUAAAUAAAGAAGAGACAGGGGUGCAGGAAAAGACACUGGUGUAACGGAACCACCUUGACAGCUUUAUGCAAAAAGAGAGCAGAUCCACACAUUCAAAUGUUGAAAAGUAUCUGUAAUUAAAGUUUCAGAGUCAUUUAAA
Messenger RNA from Balaenoptera ricei (Rice's whale), 2279 nucleotides. It is a transcript of the gene APCDD1, whose product is annotated as APC down-regulated 1. The coding region runs from base 105 to 1652 and encodes 515 amino acids. Lineage: Eukaryota; Metazoa; Chordata; Mammalia; Artiodactyla; Balaenopteridae. The record is from RefSeq and is a predicted model, not a curated record. Gene Ontology annotation, biological process: negative regulation of Wnt signaling pathway. The transcript is spliced from 5 exons. Gene Ontology annotation, cellular component: plasma membrane. Gene Ontology annotation, molecular function: Wnt-protein binding.